This is a messenger RNA of Xenia sp. Carnegie-2017, 1442 nucleotides long. Its product is annotated as LEAF RUST 10 DISEASE-RESISTANCE LOCUS RECEPTOR-LIKE PROTEIN KINASE-like 1.1. Gene Ontology annotation, molecular function: transmembrane receptor protein tyrosine kinase activity; ATP binding. Gene Ontology annotation, biological process: multicellular organism development; protein phosphorylation; cell surface receptor protein tyrosine kinase signaling pathway. The record is from RefSeq and is a predicted model, not a curated record. Gene Ontology annotation, cellular component: signaling receptor complex. NCBI's taxonomy places the organism in Eukaryota, Metazoa, Cnidaria, Anthozoa, Malacalcyonacea, Xeniidae.
AUGGUGAUGCAAUUUGACCCCAGAUGGGAAAUCAAUCGAGAGAAUUUGAAUCUUUGCAUAAUAGGCGAGGGUGCUUUUGGUAAGGUGCUAAAAGCCGAGGCUUUCGGUGUUGGCAAACAGAACUUCGGAAAGACUAUUGUUGCCGUGAAGACGUUGAAAGACGACGCUACCGAGGCAGAGUUAAUGGAUCAUUCUGAAGCAGAGGUGAUGAAAUAUAUUGGUCGCCAUAAGAAUAUUAAUAAUGUUAUGGGGUGUUGCACACAAAAUGGACCGCUACUGGUGGUUGUCGAAUAUGCACCUUUCGGCAUUUUACGAGAAUAUCUUCGUGAAGGAAGACUUGACCGAAACGGAGAGACCAUUCCAAUAGAAGGAGAAGAAAAGUUGCGCCUUAGGGAUUUCGUCUCCUUCAGUUAUCAAAUUGCUCGUGGAAUGGAGUAUUUGUCAGGAAGAAAGUGUUUUCAUCGCGAUCUUGCUUCCAGGAAUAUUUUAGUUGGUGAAGAUAGAGUAAUGAAAAUUGCAGACUUUGGUUUAGCUCGCGACAUUCAUCAGAUUAACUAUUACCGCAAAACAACUGACAUGGUGUUUUGUGACGAGCAGUUUGUUGACAAACUAAUCAGCAUAUGUAUGAUAUUCUUUCUUAUUCUUGGUAAAAUAAUGUUUGCUGCCGCCAUAGCUAUCCAGAUGGGAAAUCAAUCGAGAGAAUUUGAAUCUUUGCAAGUAAUAGGCGAGGGUGCUUUUGGUAAGGUGCUAAAAGCCGAGGCUUUCGGUGUUGGCAAACAGAACUUCGGAAAGACUAUUGUUGCCGUGAAGACGUUGAAAGACGACGCUACCGAGGCAGAGUUAAUGGAUCAUUCUGAAGCAGAGGUGAUGAAAUAUAUUGGUCGCCAUAAGAAUAUUAAUAAUGUUAUGGGGUGUUGCACACAAAAUGGACCGCUACUGGUGGUUGUCGAAUAUGCACCUUUCGGCAUUUUACGAGAAUAUCUUCGUGAAGGAAGACUUGACCGAAACGGAGAGACCAUUCCAAUAGAAGGAGAAGAAAAGUUGCGCCUUAGGGAUUUCGUCUCCUUCAGUUAUCAAAUUGCUCGUGGAAUGGAGUAUUUGUCAGGAAGAAAGUGUUUUCAUCGCGAUCUUGCUUCCAGGAAUAUUUUAGUUGGUGAAGAUAGAGUAAUGAAAAUUGCAGACUUUGGUUUAGCUCGCGACAUUCAUCAGAUUAACUAUUACCGCAAAACAACUGACGUAUGUAUUCUGUGAAAUUGUGCCAUUAAUCCUGAUAAAUAAUUUUUAAGAAUAUGAAAACAUUUUUUGUCCUUGUAUAUGUAUAUUAUAGUAAAUUUUCUAGUUUUGUGCCUGAACUUCGAGUGGAAAUAUUUUUGUUUGAUAUCAUUGUAUUAUAAGACAUUUAUAAUUACUUUGAACUUCACACUUUUUGUACUGCAGAGGAA